UUCCGUUACCGGAACACACGCUUAUGCGCUCGCGCUCUGAUACAUAUGAUAUUAAACGCUUCAGCCGACUUUCAGUGAUCAUUAAAAAAACUCCAGUCUUAUUCUAAAACCGAGCCCGUUAUUAUUACUACGGUGUACUGGGUCAGUUCUGUCCGUCACGAUGUUUCUGUCAUCGGUACCGACGCGCGUGCUGAUGCGAAGGUCGCGCAGUCUGUCGCCGUGUCGCGCGCUGCAGACGGGUCACGGCGAGGCCUCGCGAUUCCGGAACCUCUGCGAGCUCGAGUCGAACCGGAGUCCGGUGACGAGCGGGUCACGGAUGUCCAGAACGGGCGUUUUGGGCGAAGAGUCGCAUAUGCAGUACCAUCACUUGGCCAACAGGUGGCGCGUCAGUCUGGAGGGCCGCAGGAGCAGCUGGGCGGCUCUGACCGCUGCGGGGCGCUACAGUGACGGGGGCAAAAGCCGCUCAAGCACCGCUGCUGCUGCGGGACUCAUUUCAGCUGCUGCCCUCGCGUUCUGCCUGAAGAAAGACAGUGAUGACAAAGCUGGAAGUCUUCUAGAAGCUGCCAGAUCCAGUAACACAGAGGAGGUGAUCAGGUCGUUGGCGGAGGGGACGGAUCCGAACAUUCGACACCGUUUGGGCUGGACGCCUCUUAUGGUGGCUGCAAUGAACCGACAACACAACGUGGUGAGGGUUCUGUUAGAGGCGGGCGCUGACCCAAACAUGGGCGAUGACUUCAGCAGUGUGUAUGAAACCGCUCGAGAGAGGGGCAUUCACUCGCUAGAGGUGUUGGUGAGCAGAGAGGACGAGUUCAGUAAUCGCUUGAGCAGUCGCGCUAGUUUUCGGGGGUGUACUCCGCUGCAUUACGCUGUUCUCGCCGAUGACCUGCGGACCGUCCGGAUGCUGCUGGAAGCAGGUGCCAACCCCUUGCGGAAGAACGACUUGGGACACACAGCGCUUGCGUACGCCAGAGACGGAGAGAUGAGCACUGUCCUGAAAGAGUGGGAGACCAAGUUUGCAGAAGUUCAGCAGAAAAGAGAGAUGGAGGAGAGGAGGAAGUUUCCUCUGGAACGCAGAUUGAAGGAACACAUCAUUGGGCAGGAACGAGCCAUAAAUACUGUAGCAUCAGCGAUCAGGAGGAAGGAGAACGGCUGGUACGAUGAAGAGCAUCCGCUCGUCUUCUUGUUCCUGGGCUCCUCCGGAAUCGGUAAAACUGAACUGGCCAAGCAGGUGGCGCGAUACAUGCAUAAAGACAUUAAGAAGGGAUUCAUUCGGAUGGACAUGUCUGAAUUUCAAGAGAAGCAUGAGGUGGCAAAGUUCAUCGGAUCUCCUCCGGGUUACGUCGGUCACGAGGAUGGCGGUCAGCUGACCAAACAGCUCAAACAGUGUCCGAACGCCGUGGUUCUGUUUGAUGAGGUGGAUAAAGCUCAUCCAGAUGUGCUCACCAUCAUGUUACAGCUCUUUGAUGAGGGUCGUUUGACUGACGGUAAGGGGAAAACAAUCGAGUGUAAAGAUGCCAUCUUUAUCAUGACGUCUAAUGUAGCUAGUGACGAAAUUGCCCAUCAUGCACUGCAGCUGAGACAGGAAGCCCAAGAUCAGAGCCGUCAACGACUCGCCAAAAAUCUGGAAGAUGUUCAGAAGAGUGAGAAGAUCACAAUCUCCAGCACAUUUAAAGAGGAAGUCAUUCGUCCCAUUCUGAAGGCUCAUUUCAGACGUGACGAGUUUCUGGGUCGGAUCAACGAGAUUGUUUACUUCCUGCCGUUCUGUCACGCUGAACUCGUGCAGCUCGUCAGUAAAGAGCUCAACUACUGGGCCAAGAAGGCGAAACAGAGGCACAAUAUCACGCUGGUGUGGGAGCAUCCGGUGCUGGAGCUGCUGGUGGGGGGGUAUAACCUGCAUUACGGAGCGCGCUCAAUCAAACACGAGGUCGAGCGUCGUGUGGUGAAUCAGUUAGCUGCGGCGUAUGAACAGGAACUUCUCCCGAAGGGCUGCACGCUGCGUCUGAUCGUGGACGGAGGACUGAAGGAGAAAGAUGGAGCUCCCGCUCUCCGUCUGGAGGUGGUGGGUGACGACAGCAGCACCCGAAAACUGGACAUCCGCCCGCCGCUCAACCCAGAGGACGUGACUUAUGCACACUAGACUCAGGAGCAUUCGUAAGACUUCACAAACCAAUGAAGUGACAGUUCAGACGUUAGCUUCUGUAUGUGGACGCUGUCUCGUCAGUGAAUGUUUCAGUGUUGUCGUUCACACACACGGAUGUAGAGGUCAUCUAGUGUUAGCUUUAGCCGUCAUCACAUGUGCAUCACGUUUAGGCGAGCUGCAGUCGUGUGUAUAGAGAGAAUAUAUAAAGACACGUUGAUGUGUAUCAUGAAAGUAGAAAAUCGUCAUAAAUAUUUAUUUUAUACUUGAAACAGCAUGUGGGAGAUUUAAACAACAUGAAUGUACAUUUAUUAAUGUAUGUUCCAUCAUUGCACAUUAAAGAAAACUGUUUUUGUCUUUGUUGCAUUUCACGAUAAUGUAAUAAUUAGCUGUAAUAAACUUCCUUGCACUGCCAAAAGAGCAGAAAUAUCACACGAAUCUCUGAAAGAACAUCUUUAAAGUGCUCCUUGUGUAAGACUUUGUGUGUUUGCAUGUUUAAAUGCACAUCAGCUAAAAUAAAGUUUAAAUGCCAAAUUGCUCUCAAUUGUCUCUGGA
Xyrauchen texanus (razorback sucker) is the source of this 2692-nucleotide messenger RNA. RefSeq names its product caseinolytic peptidase B protein homolog. Gene Ontology annotation, cellular component: mitochondrion; cytoplasm. The record is from RefSeq and is a predicted model, not a curated record. Bases 161 to 2137 code for a protein of 658 amino acids. Gene Ontology annotation, biological process: cellular response to heat. The transcript has 16 exons. Gene Ontology annotation, molecular function: ATP hydrolysis activity; protein binding; ATP binding. NCBI's taxonomy places the organism in Eukaryota, Metazoa, Chordata, Actinopteri, Cypriniformes, Catostomidae.